Molecule: messenger RNA, 2883 nt
Organism: Monodelphis domestica (gray short-tailed opossum)
Lineage: Eukaryota; Metazoa; Chordata; Mammalia; Didelphimorphia; Didelphidae
Gene: DLX2
Product: distal-less homeobox 2
Biological process (GO): negative regulation of transcription by RNA polymerase II; embryo development; cell differentiation
Molecular function (GO): DNA-binding transcription factor activity, RNA polymerase II-specific; RNA polymerase II cis-regulatory region sequence-specific DNA binding
Source: RefSeq, a predicted model, not a curated record
AUCGUAAAGCUGCUCCUGACCGCUCACCUGCUCCAGCCUCCCAGAGCCUACUACUGCUGCCCCCACCGCCCCUCCCCCCUCCAGCUCCCCUCCCCCGCCCGUGCCCAGUACUGGCAGAGGAGGAGAGUAUGGUGGGCUAGAGGAUGAGUCGGGCAGCAGCCACAGAGGCAGCGGUCCUGAGUGGUCCCCACUGAUCGCCUCCCCCGCCCAGAAGAGAAGGAGGAGGGGUUCCUAGAUAAUUGCCACAUUUCUUGUUUUCCUUCUCCCCCCCCCCCCCGCUUCCCCGUAAUUACUUUGGUUGCCCGAGGGGAGAGGGAGAGAAAGAGAGAGAGAGAGACAGAGAGAGACAGAGAGAGAGAGAGAGAGAGAGAGAGAGACAGAGAGAGAGAGACAGAGACAGAGAGACUGAGGAACCGCCCGCCAGGUCCUCCCGGGUGUCCCACUGACUGCUCCUUCCCGUCCCGGGGCAGGAUGACUGGAGUCUUUGACAGUCUGGUGGCUGAUAUGCACUCGAAUCAGAUCACUGCUUCCAGCAGUUACCACCAACACCACCACCAGCACAGCGGCAGCGGCGGCAGCAGCACGAGCCUGCACAAACCCCAAGAGUCCCCCACGCUGCCGGUGUCCACCGCCACGGACAGCAGCUACUACACCAACCAGCAGCACGGGGCAGGGGGAAGCGGCGGCGGAGGCGGAGGGUCCCCCUACGCACAGAUGGGCUCGUACCAGUACCACGCCAGCGGCCUCAACACCGUCCCCUACUCUGCCAAGGCGGGCUACGACCUGGGCUAUACGGCGGCGUACAGCUCCUACGGGCCCUACGGAACCAGCUCCUCCCCGGCCAACAAUGAACCCGAAAAGGAAGAAUGCGAGCCCGAAAUCAGAAUAGUGAACGGAAAGCCAAAGAAAGUGAGGAAACCUCGCACUAUUUAUUCCAGUUUCCAGCUAGCAGCUCUUCAGAGGAGAUUCCAAAAGACUCAGUAUCUGGCACUGCCGGAAAGAGCUGAACUGGCCGCCUCCCUAGGCCUCACCCAGACUCAGGUGAAGAUUUGGUUCCAGAAUAGGCGGUCUAAGUUCAAGAAGAUGUGGAAGAGCGGAGAGAUCCCUUCAGACCAGCACCCCGGGAGCAGCGCCUCUCCCCCCUGUGCAUCACCUCCAGUCUCAGCACCAACUACCUGGGACUUUGCCCCUCACCAGCGGAUGAGCAGCGGAGGAGGCAGUGGAGGUAGCGGUAGUGGAGGUGGGGGUAGUUCAGGCUCCAGUCCCAGCAGCGGUACUUCUGCCUUUCUAGGCAACUAUCCGUGGUAUCACCAGGCUUCCAGCUCCGCUUCUCACCUCCAAGCCAGUGCACCGCUGUUGCAGCAUCCUCAGCCUCCGCAGCCCCAUCACCACCACCAUCCCCAUCACCAUCAUCACCACAGCAGCAGCAGCUCAGCAGUGAACGCAGGGACGAUAUUCUAACUUUGAAAGACUGGGUCAGAGACGAGAGAGAGAGAGAGAGAGAGAGAGAGAGAGAGAGAGAGAGAGAGAGAGAGAGAGUGAGAGACUUCCCACAGUGACUGCUGUCUACCCAGAGCAAGGGAUACUUCUCCCUUCUUCCUCUGCCAUCCCAGACCCCUGUCCAUCCACAAUCUCUGCGUUUUUCUCUCCCUGAGCAAAGAGGAGCGGCACACUGCAAAGCCGGACUGGUGCUUUGAUGAGAACACUUUCCUGUCCAACUGUCCGAUGCAUUUGUAAAGUUAUGAGGCUUUUUGCCCUGUGGGUUCCUUGUGUGAAACGUGGGAAAAGGACUUUGCUUGGUCGGGGUAUGCAAGAGGGUAGGGGCUUUGGCCAUAUUUCAGGGCAGGUUCCUUCUCCCAGAGCCCUCUUUCAAGCUCCGACUUACCAAUAACUCUCCACUCUGUCUCCCCCGCACCCUACCCCCUUUCGGAGAGGUCAGGGACCUUCUUCUCCCUGAGGCUGAGAACAAAGUCCCGGAAGAAUGACGCUUUUCUCCCUCUUUCCAGCUUUGCCAUUCCUCCCUCUCCCCUAGGGUUCACGCUGAAUUGCGUUGCUCUUUUCCAGGGUCAGUCGCUCAGCCUCCUAUUCUGUCUCCAACCCUUUCUCCCUACUCUUCCCCACCCCCACUCCCACACACACACUUAUGAGAGCAAAAAAAUCCUCGGUUAUAAACCUCACUGUGGGCCCAUUUUCACUCUUCUUCCCUCAACCUCCCCUCUUUCCUCACGUUGUCCUCACUGCCUUUUUUUUCUUUUUUGCUGUGGUGUGUGUUCCUGGCCCUCAUCCCUUUAGCUCUCUAGGGAAAAGCAUCCAAGAUCUCCACUCCUCCUCCUCAUCCAUCACCAGUGGAGUUUUUUUAUUUUUAUUUUUUAAAAAGUUUAGGUGCCUUUGCGGAUGACCUCAUUUUGAUGUUAAAAAUGAUUUUUUUAUAUGUGGACAUUGCAAAAAAAAAGUGUUUAAAUUAUCUUUUUUAAACUCAAUUCAGGAUUAUUAUCCUGGAAAAAACACACACACACACACAAAGUUUGUAAAUAAAGGUGUUCGUGCAGUGUAAAUAAAGGUGUUCGUGCAGAUUUCCCUCCCCCUCCCUUGAUUUAUUUGUAUAAAAAAUUUCAACUUUCAGACUUUUUGGUGAACCAGCUGUAAGAAUUUCGGGUUAGCAGUAGUCUCGUUCCCCUCUCCCGUUUUUUAAACAUUUUCUCCUCAACAAGCUUCCUUAUCUCAGUUAAAUUAAGCUACUGAUUUCGUUUUUGUUUUAAGUCCAAGGACUUUGUUCUUUAAAGGAAAGGUAUUUUUGAGUUAUUUAUUAUGAAAACAACAUACUCUUAAUGUUGAUUUUACAAUAUGAAGAGAUUAUUUAAAUAAAUUAUUGUUUUCAUUGUA